CUUCCAUGUAGUAAAAGUCAAAAUUGAAGAGUCCAUCUUUUAAAUAAAAUUUCUCCAAUUUUUUUGCAACUAAUAAUUGGCGAAAAAACAAAGUUGAUAUAAAAAUUAAGAUAAAUUUGCAAAAAUUUCAGUAAAGAAUUAAUAAAAAUUUGCUGAAGAAUGCCUAAAAAUAAAGGUAAAGGAGGGAAAAAUCGUCGCCGUGGUAAAAAUGAAAACGAAUUUGAAAAACGUGAAUUGAUUUUUAAAGAGGAUGAACAAGAAUAUGCACAAGUCACAAAAAUGUUGGGAAAUGGUCGUCUUGAAGCAAUGUGCUUUGAUGGUGUCAAAAGACUAUGUCACAUCAGAGGAAAGUUAAGAAAGAAGGUUUGGAUAAAUCAAGGUGACAUCAUUUUAGUAGGUUUACGCGAUUACCAAGAUUCAAAAGCGGAUGUUAUAUUAAAAUAUACCCCCGAUGAAGCUAGAAAUUUGAAAACAUAUGGAGAGUUUCCAGAAUCUGUGCGCAUUAAUGACACAGUUACAUUUGUUGAAGACGGGUUUGAUGAGGAUAUUGAGUUUGGCGACGAAAUUAGUUCUGAAGAGGAAGCAGAUUCGGUGGAUGCUAUCUGAUCAAACUAGAAAAGCAGUAUUUUAAAUGAAUAAAAAUGGUUAACUGCAAAGGAUACAUAUAAAAUGGAACUCAUUUUUUUUUUUAUUUUUCGAUAUUUUACGAUUUCAAAAAAUUGUAUGUAAUGUAUAAACAAUAGACAUAGUUUUUGAAAGUUGCAUUAAACAAAUCGCAGUUAUUUUCCAUAAUCUCUACACGAAAUAAAUUAAUAUCUAUAUUUCAUGGAAAAAUACUGUUAAAGCAGUUUUUUGUUGUAUUGCGGAUGUUAUUGUUUUAUAAAGAAAAGCAUUCGGUAGCAUAUUUUAUUAAUAUCUAUAUUAGGUUUUUUGUUUAUAUCUUUGAUAUUUUUGUGAAAUUCCUCUUUCAAAAUCAUAGUUUCUUUAUUAUAUUUAAAAUGAAAAAAUAAAUAAAAAUAGAAAAAUAUUACAAAAAUGAAA
This is a messenger RNA of Condylostylus longicornis, 1041 nucleotides long. RefSeq names its product eukaryotic translation initiation factor 1A, X-chromosomal (gene eIF1A). The record is from RefSeq and is a predicted model, not a curated record. Gene Ontology annotation, biological process: translational initiation. Gene Ontology annotation, molecular function: RNA binding; translation initiation factor activity. The coding region runs from base 160 to 606 and encodes 148 amino acids. Lineage: Eukaryota; Metazoa; Arthropoda; Insecta; Diptera; Dolichopodidae. The transcript has 2 exons. Gene Ontology annotation, cellular component: cytoplasm.